GGUCCUGGGGAAGAUUGGGAUUUCUUAAACAGCGAUAUCCAACUGUGCCCUUAAUGUUACUAACUGCAACUGCAUCAAGUACACAUAUUGAAGCUAUUCAUGAAACCCUAAAUAUUGAACAAGAUAAUUUUGAAAUUAUCCGUAGUACAAAUUUAUUACGUCAAGAAAUUCGAUAUGAAGUUGUAUCAAAAAAAGAAAGAAAGGAUACAAUAAUCGGAGAGAUGGCUGAAAUGAUUUGUACUAUUGAAGAUGUUGAACUUAUACAGUUAUCUGGUCGUGCGGGGCGUGAUGGGAAGCCAGCAAAAGAUGUAAUUUUUUUUGGGCUAAAAGAUUUUGAUAGCGAAAAUGUGAAUCCUGUAUAUGAGGAAUAUUUGCAAACUAUGCAAAAAGAUCUUUUUAAUAUAGCAGCUUUUUGUGCAAUACAAUAUGACUGUUGUCAACAAUUCUUGUGCAAAUACCUUUGGCCAGAAUUAUCUUCUUCUUAUUAUGAAUGUAAUAAUUGCGACAAUUGUCAGAGAAGAAGUAGAGAAAAUCCACAACUUACUAAUGCUCUUUCGGAAAUUUUAGAAAUGUUAGAAAUAGUAGAGGCAUUAACAAAGAAUAGUCUAAUAGAAGUUUCACCUGAUGAUGUUAUCGAUGUGUUUAGCAGAUCAAACACUGAUAAAAUUCGAAAGAACAAGUAUAAUGAGCUUACAUUACAAAAAAAUACCAGGGAGGUAAAGUUAUAUAAAGAGGAGCCACCAACAAUUUUAGUUCCUAAAGAAAUAGCACGAAUUGCUCUAAAUGAUUUGGUCUGCAAAAACUUAGUUAAGCAGGAAAUACGAUUACAAAAAUCUAAGACAAUACAAUAUUUAUCAUGCAAUAUAAUUGUAAUGGGAAUCUCUGAUAAUGCCAAAGAACGUGCGGAAAAAGAAUGUUGGGAGUAUUGG
Messenger RNA from Dentiscutata heterogama, 929 nucleotides. The record is from the annotation of a GenBank genome assembly. NCBI's taxonomy places the organism in Eukaryota, Fungi, Glomeromycota, Glomeromycetes, Diversisporales, Gigasporaceae.